CUGCAUCGUACGCGUGUGCAGCGCGUCUGGAACCAAGACAUCACGACUCCGCUGAUGAAGAGCUUCAUUUCGCUCAUUGACGUCACUUGCCCCUCGUGAUCGGCAGUGGCCACAGCAGCACCCUCACAAAGCUGCCAAAACAACGCAUACGCUACCAGUGAAACACCCUGACUCAGGCUUGCAAUGCGGUCACAGUAUCGCUUCUUCAUCUCCAUCCCCAUCCCAAACACCCUGCCACCCGAGAUUGUCCUCAACUUCAUCCAGACAUACACACCAACCCUCCAGAGCAAUCCAGUUAUCGCAGACUUUACGGAGAAGCCCACAGAUAUCAACGGCAUCACCAGCGACCCCUUCUUCGGUCCUCCAGACAACACCCUCCGCACCUUUGAGAUCCACGAAGUCAUCACGCUGGCCCCCGGUCUACGGAAGGAAACGAGGUGGCCGACCGUCUUUCAGUGCACCCCGCAUGGCAUCCGAUCGCGUGCCAACGCUACGGCUGGCAUUGUGGUCUGGGCUGAGUGGGUAGUCCGUCCGCGCCAAGAUUCAUCGUCGGCGGGAUCUCCAAUUGAGGCUGGAAACACUCCCAGUACGGAACGGACGCUGGGGGAGGAGUGGGAGCUGUAUGAGGAGGUGACCAUCGAGGCCAACCGUCUUGUGAUGCCCUUUGUUUCUCGGACGUCGAAUGAUGUGCAUCGUGAAAUUUGUCACAAAGUGUUGGCUGAGGCUAUGAAAGGAUAUGUCAAUUGAAAGCGAUUCUUCACAC
Messenger RNA from Fusarium vanettenii 77-13-4, 763 nucleotides. RefSeq lists its product as uncharacterized. Bases 184 to 747 code for a protein of 187 amino acids. The transcript has 2 exons. Lineage: Eukaryota; Fungi; Ascomycota; Sordariomycetes; Hypocreales; Nectriaceae. The record is from RefSeq and is a predicted model, not a curated record.